AUGCAAUUUCAACUAAUCAUCCUUCUGCUCCUUGGUGAGUUGCUCAGUUACACCAAAGAUCAAGGGGAAUGCAUCAUGGGUGCCUGCCGUGCCCCUACUGGCAACGUCCUUGUGGGCCAUGGUGCACAGCUUGCAACAUCUUCCAUCUACCUGCUCAGCAGAAUCCAAAAAUACUGCAUCCUCAGCUAUCUUCCGGGGGAACAAAAAUGCUUCAUCUGUGACUCCAGAUUUCCAAAUGAAUCAUACACCCCUCACAGCCACACUAUUGAGAAUGUAAUUACAAGUCUCAAGUCAGAUAGAGAAAUGAAAUGGUGGCAAUCUGAAAAUGGUCUUGAUCAUGUCAGCAUCAGACUGGACCUAGAAGCAUUGUUUCUGUUCAUCAACCUUAUUCUGAAAUUUAAGAUACAGUCAUAGAGUUUUGCUACCUUUCAGCCUGCUGCGAUGUUAGUCGAACAUUUCAUAGACUAUGGGCAUUCCUGGAAAGGGUUCAAGUAUUUGACAAAGGACUGUGCUGCUUCCUUCCCCAAUAUCACAUCUGGCCAGGCUCAGGGAGUUGGAGUUCUUGUUUGUGACUCCAAAUACUCGAAUAUUGAACUCUCAACUGGUAGUGAUGUAGCAAGACUUAGAAGAGUAUCACUGCACAACUGCAUGGAAAUUGCUUCAGAAAUAGGAUUUCAGGUGCUCCCUGUUGUGUGUGAAAAGCUUAUUGUCAGCUGGUCUGCUCUGCUACACAAUGAGGCUGUAGCCUGUCACUGUCACCCCAGGACUCAGUGGGGUCUUGCUGCACUUGGAGGCCAGUGCCAGUGUCAACCUCAGGUAACUGGACACAGCUGUGGCAAGUGUUCACCAAGGAGCUACAGCCUUGGUUAUUAUGGUUGUUAUGCAUGUCACUGCUACCCUCAAAGCUCAAAGAGCACUGUGUGUGACCAAGUAACAGGACAGUGCUUCUGCCACAGAGAGGUGACUGGUCACCAAUGUGAUCAGUGCCUGGCAGUUUACUUGGGAUUUCCCAACUGCCAUCCUUGCCUUUGCAAUGGUUUUGCUGAACUGUGUGACCCAGAGACAGGGUUCUGCUUUAAUAUACAAGGCUUUUCAAUGGGAAGAAGCUAUGAAAGAUGCAUGGAUGGUUACUGUGAAAAUCCUGCUUCAGGACAUCCUUGCCGGAGUCCAGAUGUUCUCUCAAGCAACCAGUAUUUUGCCUACUACUGUUAUCAGUGUCCUUGGAGCUCAGGUGUCAUAUGCAAUUGUCAUCAAGGUUACACAGGGGCACGGUGUGAAGAAUGUGCUCCUGGAUUCUAUGGAAAUUUGAGAACUGCGGGAACCCUUGCCAGCCCUCAACAACAAUAUUGAUGUAAAGGAUGUGGGAUCAGCCAAGUGACAGGGAAAUGUCUUAGAUGUCUGCAUAAUACUCGAGGCCUCAACUGCCAGCUCUGCGAACCACGGUACUUUGGUUCAGCCUUCAAUCAGCCUUCAAUCAGAAGUAAGUUUGCAAAACUUCCUGAUGCUGCAGAUCUCCCCAAGGAUGGAGAGCAGGAAUAUGGCAGCGAAGUGGUGGCAGCUCUCUCAGGCUCUUUUCAGCGAGGCCUGUAG
Molecule: messenger RNA, 1590 nt
Organism: Suncus etruscus (white-toothed pygmy shrew)
Lineage: Eukaryota; Metazoa; Chordata; Mammalia; Eulipotyphla; Soricidae
Product: laminin subunit beta-4-like
Biological process (GO): cell migration; basement membrane assembly; substrate adhesion-dependent cell spreading
Cellular component (GO): laminin trimer
Molecular function (GO): extracellular matrix structural constituent
Source: RefSeq, a predicted model, not a curated record